Messenger RNA from Klebsormidium nitens, 2217 nucleotides. Lineage: Eukaryota; Viridiplantae; Streptophyta; Klebsormidiophyceae; Klebsormidiales; Klebsormidiaceae. The record is from the annotation of a GenBank genome assembly.
AUGAUUCAGAUCUUCAUUUGCUGGAACGGAGAUUGCACACAUGUGGCUGCCCCUUCGAUCGCGGACGAGACACUGCAAUUUGCAAACUUGAUUUACGGUAGCUCAUUCAGGUAUUUACUCCAGAGAGGCAGGAUGCAUGCCUUCCGUUGUCUCUCCGCGCGCGUCCUCAAACAGCAUCGCGGCGCCAGGACAUCACUCCUAGAUGAGGUGGCAACCCUACACAAAGCCACGGCAGUGAGGACAUUCCACAAGAGCCCCCUCCAAAACCGCAGCUCCGCCGCCGAAGCGGUCCGCCUUGAACCUUUUGAGGAUGAAGCAGCCCCCAGUAGCGAGUGCCUUCCCACCACCACGUCAGGCUGGGAGAAGGCAGGCAGGGGCCCUAGGGCAGGUGCUUCUCGAUUGAGAGGGAGGGGGUCUGAAGAAGAAGGGCCUCCCAUUGAGGACUGGCGGACAGCUGCAGGCUAUCAUGCGAGCACUUCCGGACGGGGGUUCCAGAGGGGGGUUGCGGAUGGUCAAGGGGAGGUUGCAGAUGGUCAGAGGGAGAGGAGGUUGCGAGAGAUGGCCCGAGCAGCCCCCCGUUUCGUGUGGCAGGGUGGGGGCUCUGCAGAGCCGGCAAGGGUGACGGCUCCGCAUGCUGGGGGAGGAAGCAGCCAGUCUGGGGACGGCCCUCAGUUCCCCCCAUUGCCGGAGCAGGUCUUUGGGAGGCCUUCGUCCGCUCAGGGGCAGAGACAGGGUAUGCUUGGAUGGAAGGAUAGUCCGGCGCCGGAACCCUUCAACAGGGAGAAUAUCAGCGUCCGCCAGCAAGCAUUAGAAAGCAAGCUCGAAACACACAGAUCCGGAGAGUCACCCUUAGCAAACCCCUCACCAUUAAGGGGUUUCGAAACAGAAUCUCUAGUUGAUGGGUUUUCAGGGUUUCGGAUCACGCCGCCGCCGCCGCUUGACGACCCUGACGUUUCUCCAACCCUGGUUGACAACUUUGGACGACGUCAUACAUACCUGCGCAUCUCGCUGACGGAGCGGUGCAACCUGCGAUGCAAAUACUGCAUGCCAGCGGAGGGAGUGGAGCUGUCGCCGAGCGACAGCUUGCUGUCCACGGACGAGAUACUACAAUUGGCGACGGUCUUCGUUGCAAAUGGCGUCGACAAGAUUCGGUUGACUGGCGGCGAGCCCACCAUCCGCCGGGACUUCGUCGAGAUCUGCCGCGGGCUGAAGCAACUCGACGGGCUGCGAACGCUGGCAAUCACCACCAACGGACUCAUUCUGCAGAGGCAGCUUCCGGCCCUCCGCGACGCGGGGGUGGAUCUGCUUAAUAUCAGCUUGGAUACGCUCGUGCCGGCCAAGUUUGAGCUGCUCACGCGGCGGAAGGGGCACCACAAAGUACUGCAGUCAAUCGAGAGGGCCCUCGAGCUGGGGUACGACCCGGUCAAGGUGAACUGCGUGGUGAUGCGCGGGGUGAAUGACGACGAGGUGGGCGACUUCGUGGAGCUGACGCGGGAGCAGCCCGUCAACGUGCGCUUCAUCGAGUUCAUGCCCUUCGACGGCAACGUGUGGGACUCCAAAAAGAUGGUGCCCUACGCGGAGCUCAUGGCGGCCGUGAAAACCAAGUAUCCGACGAUUGCGCGUCUGCAAGACCACCCCACAGAUACCGCAAAGAACUUUCGGGUGGAGGGCUUCCGCGGGACCGUCUCGUUCAUCACCUCCAUGACCGACCACUUCUGCGCGGGGUGCAAUCGGCUGCGGCUGAUGGCGGACGGGAACCUGAAGGUGUGCCUCUUCGGGCCCGCGGAGGUGAGCCUGCGGGACGCGCUCAGGGCGGGGGCAACGACCGGGGGACUCGAGGACAUCAUCGGAAGUGCGGUGAGACGGAAGAAAGCGCGCCACGCGGGCAUGUUUGAGAUCCAGCGUACUCAGAACAGGCCUAUGAUCCACAUAGGCGGCUAGGGGCUUGCGUAAGGAAAAUGUAUUUGACACUGUGUAUAGCAUCAAGAUCAGUGUUUGAUAGAAAGAAGUGGGUAGGUAUUGGCAGCUAGCUCUCUUGGGAAUAGAAUGCUCUAUGCAAGAGAGAUACAUUUAGCCUGGUCAGGAUAUCGGAAUUGUUCAUCUUUAGCGGGUUACAUUUGCGCAAAUUGACACGGCUUGAGCCUGCGAUGGGAGGCCUCAUCGUUGCAUUGAACCGUUGGCCGGAAGGCCAGACUGACGACUGUGACUUUCAUGGCA